UAAUUCAUUGUCGAAACAUGUUUAUUGUCUCAGCAUGAACAACGCGCCACAUGAACUCUCCACUUAUUCUAUAUAAGUAAACUUCCUGCGGGAAACUUCACCUGAACUUGUUUGGACACGCGAUACCUUAACGAUCACUCAAGUACAUUUGGAUCAGUAGUGAAUGUAAACAGAAAACAAAUACAAGGAUAAAAAGGAACAUAUAAAAUCAUCUGCCAAAAUGAGUGUCUGCAUGUAUGGAAUAGAGCCUAUGGAUUUUGCCUUCCAUGAUGAAGAUUUGGCAAUUGCUGUAUCCAGUGAUGUUGAUACUAAAUUUGAUGAAACUAUAGGACACAUAGAAGAUAUUAUUAUGGAAGAUGAAUUCCAGACAUUGCAAAAUAAUUUCUUAGAAAAAUAUUACCAUGAAUUUGAAGACACUGAAGAAAAUAAAUUUGUUUACACAGAUAUACAUAGAGAAUAUAUUGAAUUAAUAGAAAAAUACUUAGAAGAUGAAUUAUCUAAACGAAUACCAGAGUUUUCUAUGGUAGAAUUUACAAGACAAAUAAUAGAGAGAAGAAAUGAAUUAGAUGGUGAAAUAUUUGAAAUGUUAUCAACCUUUAGUGACUUCAUGGCAUUUAAAGAAAUGUUUUUAGAUUAUAGAGCAGACAAGGAAGGGCGAUCAGUAGAUUUAAGUUCUGGUAUUACAGUUACACACGUACAUGAACAUGACCAAGGAGGCAAUGGAGACGGAUUCUCAUUUGACUUUUCACUCACUGGACAAUCGUUUGGACCUAAGUAAAUCUUCCACAAUAUCAGGAGAACUGUUUUAAGUAUUAGAUCUGUGUCUGUUUACCUCAGCUUUAAGACAUGGAUCUCACUCUAACCAUUACUUUGAUGCACAAAGUCAGGGUCAACUGAAGACUUCUCUCCAGUCAAAUGAUUUGUCCAUGAAAAACACUUUUAACAGUCUUAGUUUUGCUGUAUUUAUCCUUAUCUGAAUCUAUUGAAUGCUUGAAAAUGAUCUGUAUUGGAGGAAUGCAUGAAUAGUAUAGGUGUUAAACGUGUUGAAGUGAAUAUAUCACCAUUAAGAAUUUUAAAUGAUAACAGAUAAGGUCACACACUGCCAAACUCUUUAUUUCAUAUAUAAAUGCUCUUAUUUACAUUGUGCAUUAAUUUAUACAUAAUGAAUCUGAAAUUGAUCAACAACAAAAAGAAAAUAGUACUUUAUAGAUAUUUUCACAUUUUUCUUGCUUAUUAUAAAUAAAAUUUAUAACUUUUCUCAUAAACAUUUUUUGUCUAAUCCAUAGAGGAUUAUGGUUGUACACAUGGUUUGUUUUGUUCCUCUGUUUUCUCAAAGAUUUACUAUGUACUUACUUUUAAAAUGUAUCAAACUUUGCCAUUUCACAUAUGUUAUUUACAUUCCUAUAGCACAUGUGUUUCAUGUAAAUUCAGUAUCACUAUAUAUUUAUUACCACCAACUUGCGAAAAGCUGUUACAUUUAAGUCUGUUUAAAAAAUGUGCAUGUGUCUUGUGAUAUUUCAAGUUGAUGUAAUCUGAGAUGAGAUUCAUUUAAUAUAUCAUAAUAGUUCACCAAAUUUAUGGUAUAUUUUUUAAAAGAGGGCAAAUUUCAAAACAGUAAUGAAAAGAAACCAAAAUAUGUGCUUCCUUUAAAAGUGUUAAGAUAACAUCAUAGUUGUAUACUUGGUUGUAAAGUGCUACCGUCCAGUUA
Mytilus trossulus (common blue mussel) is the source of this 1708-nucleotide messenger RNA. Its product is annotated as ADP-ribosylation factor-like protein 2-binding protein. The record is from RefSeq and is a predicted model, not a curated record. Lineage: Eukaryota; Metazoa; Mollusca; Bivalvia; Mytilida; Mytilidae. Bases 221 to 778 code for a protein of 185 amino acids. The transcript is spliced from 7 exons. Gene Ontology annotation, cellular component: mitochondrial intermembrane space. Gene Ontology annotation, biological process: maintenance of protein location in nucleus; positive regulation of tyrosine phosphorylation of STAT protein.